This is a messenger RNA of Morone saxatilis (striped sea-bass), 968 nucleotides long. It is a transcript of the gene c1ql4b, whose product is annotated as complement C1q-like protein 4. The record is from RefSeq and is a predicted model, not a curated record. Lineage: Eukaryota; Metazoa; Chordata; Actinopteri; Moronidae. The transcript has 2 exons. Gene Ontology annotation, molecular function: protein binding. The coding region runs from base 182 to 901 and encodes 239 amino acids.
CUGGCCCACACAAUCACAUAUUUUCCUCCUCCAUCUUCUUGAUCCAGUAGUUACUUUCUACCCAGAGUUCAGCCUGGCCGGCACAACCAUUCCAGCUAAGGGGGAGGAGGACUUCCUCACACUGGCCGCCUCCCGGCUCAGUCGCAAGAAACGUGUCAUCGGGGCUGGAGUCGGCGUGGCCAUGGUUCUGGUCUUGCUGGUGGCCAUUCCCCUAUUGGUCCACACCACCAAGGGGGGAGGGUCCGGAGGAGGGGGCACGCAUUAUGAAAUGCUUGGGAGCUGCAAGAUGGUGUGUGACACUUUCACCCCCCCACAGGGAGAGCUGACAGCCGUCUCCCCUCAGCCCCCAGACUUCCCAAACCGCAGGGGCAAACAGGGCUUUAGAGGGACCCCUGGAGUUCCUGGUCCUCCAGGUCCUAGAGGGCCCCCCGGAGAGCCUGGCAAGCCCGGCCCACCUGGUCCACCAGGGCCUGGACCUGGUGGCUACGGCCAAUCCUUCUACAGUCCCAAAAUCGCCUUCUAUGCAGGCCUCCGGAAGCAACAUGAAGGGAGUGAGGUAUUGAAGUUUGAUGAUGUGGUGACCAACGUAGGGAACUACUACGAGCCGAGUACCGGCAAGUUCACCUGCCCUCUGCCUGGCAUCUACUACUUCACCUACCAUGUCCUGAUGAGAGGAGGUGAUGGGACGAGCAUGUGGGCUGACCUGAAGAAGAACGGACAGGUGAGGGCCAGUGCAAUUGCUCAAGAUGCCGACCAGAACUACGAUUACGCCUCCAACAGCGUCAUCCUGCACCUGGACGUGGGGGACGAAGUGUGUGUGCAGCUGGACGGGGGCAAAGUUCACGGCGGAAACACCAACAAAUACAGCACCUUCUCUGGCUUCCUCAUCUACCCUGACUGACAGUAUACUCACAUUUAUAUACUCUCUCUCCCUGUAAUCAAGCAAAAAAAAGUUUCUUCUCCUUUCA